CCUCAGUUUUGCUGGCAGCCAUGAGGAUCCUACCAAUUGUGAUUCUGACCUUGAUGACGGUCCAUUCCGGCUGCGGAAAGAAGCAGAGCAAGAAGGAAAAGGACAAGGGUCCCUGUGGCAAACCGUAUCUCAGGGAGCUAAACGGAAAGUGCUUCUAUGUGGGCAUCAAAAAGAUCAACUGGUUCGGGGCCCAGAACAACUGCCUGCGCAAGGGCCUCAACCUGGCCGACGUGUCCACGAUGGAGGACUUCAAGGCGGUGGUACACUACGUGACGUCACAGGUGGGCUUCGAUGACUUCUGGUUCGGUGGCAACGAUCUGCAGUCGGAGGGGCGCUUCAAGUACAUCAGCAGCGGUAAACUGGUGCGCUACAUGGGCGACUCCAAUAUUGUGGAGCCGACUCAACGAUCCAACCUGGACGACUGCCUGGAGAUCAGGAUCAGGCCCAAUGUCACCGUCGUCCUGGACGUGAACUGCCAGGAGAAGAAGUACUUCAUCUGCGAACAGAACCAGAUGAAGUGCGCCGUUCCCGCCGAGGACAGUGGGGAUGGCCAGAAACACAGCCACGAGCACUUGCAUCACUUCCACCACGACGCGGGCCAGAAGGAUAAGCAAGAGACGGGGAUCAAAGAGCAAAGUGUGGAGAGCGAUUCACGGCCAGCUGACAAUUCGAAUUCAACGGAAAUCGGGGUCUCGAAGGAGAAGGAAGCGGAGGGCGCGCCGACUCCAGGUGAUGGUGGUGGCACCACGGAGCCCGUGUUCGAGAAUGGCAUGGAAAACGCCGCGGAACCCAUUGCCGAGCAGGAGCAAACGGUGCCGCCAGGCGGCACGGGUCCACCCGCGGCGGCAGACGCAACUGGAGCAGCCACGCCCGCACCGGAUGCCGCGGCAGCGGAAGGAGCCACUCCGGCGGCAGCUCCACCAGCGGAAGGAGCUCCAGCCGCCGAGGCCGCCACUCCUGCACCAGCAGCUCCCGAGGGCGAAGCAACACCAGCUCCGGCGGCCUGAACGCACGGACCCACCACCAAACGGGCGGACCAAUGGACAUUUAGGGAACCGAGGAAUAUUUGAGCUUUCACCAAAUAAAUUUGAGUUUUAACAACAUG
Drosophila melanogaster (fruit fly) is the source of this 1105-nucleotide messenger RNA. It is a transcript of the gene lectin-46Ca, whose product is annotated as lectin-46Ca. Gene Ontology annotation, molecular function: carbohydrate binding. The record is from RefSeq and is marked reviewed. Bases 21 to 1007 code for a protein of 328 amino acids. Lineage: Eukaryota; Metazoa; Arthropoda; Insecta; Diptera; Drosophilidae. The transcript is spliced from 2 exons.